Brassicogethes aeneus is the source of this 2079-nucleotide messenger RNA. The record is from the annotation of a GenBank genome assembly. NCBI's taxonomy places the organism in Eukaryota, Metazoa, Arthropoda, Insecta, Coleoptera, Nitidulidae.
CGUACUACUAACUACACUUGGAAUUUUUUUAACAUACCUUUUACAUUUUAAGGCAAAACAAUUUAUUUAUCAAUAAAUUUACUAAUGUAAUUAUGCACUCGUGUUCGGGUGUACCUCAACAAUGAUGGUAUACCUGGAAAAACUUCUCCGAGUGGGAGUCUGGAGUGUGAAUAUGCGCCGCGCGUCCUGACGCUGUUAUAUAGAAUGUUUCGACAAGAGAUGGAACAGUUUGUGGACGCUGCUGAGUGCGCUACUAACCGGAAAACCUUCUACCCUUCCAUUGGAAUUGAGCGCGUUGCGGGAACUUUCAAAACUUUUGCCGACGUUCGGAACACUUUUUCGCUACUUGAUCUGUAAAGGUUUUUGUUAAGAACUUAUUUUUAUGGUUAUUGUCGUGGUUCGUUCUACAUAUUCUGGUCACUAAAUCUGAUUUUUGUUGCUGUUACGUGCAAUGUAGGACUUCCUUAAUCUUCUCAGUUUAACGAACGUUGAUAAUUGAAAAACGUAAAAAUGUCAUUGAGUAAUUUAACGAAUACAUCGACUAUCCCAUUGGAGACCUGGGAGCACAUCGUUAACAGGAGCAAGGAUGUGGAUCAAGGAUUAAUUAAUUCGUAUACAAGUAAUAAAGCUAUAGAGGAGCCUGCUUACACUUAUUUGAUAUUUUUUUAUGGUAUUUUGAUACUUUUUGGAGCGUUGGGAAAUACAUUAGUGAUCAUUGCAGUUAUCAGAAAACCAACAAUGCGAACACCCAGGAACAUGUUCAUCCUAAACUUGGCCAUAGCGGACUGGUUACUUUGCACCGUUACAAUGCCGCUUACGCUCAUGGAAAUCCUGGCCACGUAUUUUCCCUUGGGCAACAGUCCUUUUCUCUGCAAGACCAUCGGAAUUUUACAAGCCACCAGUACCUUUGUGUCUACUAUAUCUAUAACUGCGAUCGCCUUGGAUAGAUACCAGGUUAUUGUAUAUCCAACCAGAGAAAGCCUACAGCUAUUCGGUGCCACUUUGAUCCUUUUACUAAUUUGGGUUGUGGCGAUAAUAUUAGCAUCUCCUUUGCUGAUAUCGAAAUCUCUAUCCCAUCACGUUGUAGAACUGGAAACUACGACGCUAAUAUUAAAUUUCUGCUACGAAGACUGGCCUGUUCAACACGGAAGGGCUUACUACUCGAUAUUCUCCUUGAUUUUCCAAUAUACCCUACCAAUUAUCAUAGUUUCGGUUGCUUACAUUAGAAUCUCCUACAAGCUUCGAUAUAGGUUCGCAGCUGGUUUCGUAAGCAGCGAGGACAACUCGAACAGAAACCGAAGGCAGCUUCGUGGGAGAAGGUUACAAAAAACCAACCUUCUGCUUGGCUCCAUCGCACUUAUAUUCUGCAUAAGCUGGAUACCCCUGAAUCUCUACAACUUACUCGCUGAUUUUAAUGUUAUUAGUAGCUUCAGCAAGCAGCAAACCAGGAUAUGCUACGCAAUUUGUCAUAUGAUAGGUAUGUCUUCCGCAUGCUCCAACCCGAUUCUCUACGGCUGCCUCAACGAAAACUUCUGGAAAGAAUUCCAGGAAAUCCUGUGCACCGCCUCCGGAUCCCCCGAACCUGCCGAAUCCCAGCAGAAACUGUCUUUGCGGCAGCAGUGCCAGAAGGUGCUCGGCAGGACCAAACCGGACGUGGUUAAUGCAGGCACUGACUACCAGCCUUGCAAUACCGUGAGCUCCGACAUGACGGUGUUGACGAAAUGCUAGCUGUUAAGAAACUUCGCGUCGCGAAACAACGGUUCUGCGCAUAGGGCGGUCAAGGAGACGGUCUAGGUGAUGCGCGAUGAUGCUGUUGUUGAAGAUGCGGAGUUAUAUGUAGAUUUUGGCCUGAAAGGAUCAAAAUAUGGGUGAAUAUUGUAUAUAGGUUGUUGUAAUAAAUCUUUAAAGAAACUUUUUAUAUUAUAGUUUUUAAAUUUAAGAUACCAGAAUACUAAAGAGUCCAAAGUAUUAUGGUAUUAUUGUAAAAAAUAAACUUUUAUUUAACAUUAUUAAAAUACACAAUAGGAAUGUAAAUAUUAGAUAUAUAAUAUAAUAAAUACCUAUUUAAAUAAAUAAGUC